AAAAGUUUUUAAGUUCAUUUCAUCAGGAUGGUCAAACUUUACUUAACCAUCCCAACCGCCGAUUUCCCGCGAAAAUUUUUAUCAUUUCCCUGUCAAAAACUGAGUCAGCUCAGCUCGCCGAUUCGACACAGUAGCGAUCCCAACCAUCUAUCAUGUUCUUCCUCCGAGUUCACUCACUGGACACCGAUCACACUCUAAAAUUGGAAGCCACCGAGUUCACCACCGCCACCACCACUCCAUCAAAUCCUAACCCUAACCCUAAAUUCCGCGAACGCAGAGGCGAGGCUCACCUCUUCCGAAGCACAUCGCACUCCUCGCUCCCAAACCCUAGCUCCCGAUCCACUUUCCUCUUCAUCGUCGCCGUCCCUAACUAUCUCUCCUUCGACGACUUCAUCCGCUUCUGCGAGUCCCGCAUCGAUCACGUCUCCGAACUUCUCUUCAUCAGGAACGAUGGGAUGGAGGAUCGGUACAGUGUUGUGAUUAGGCUGGAGAACCAGUCAAUGGCUAAUGGAUUUUAUUGCAAUUUUAAUGGGAAGAAGUUCUCACCGGGCGAGGCUGAGGUAUGUCAUAUUCUAUUCGUGAUGUCUGUUGAGUACACGGAAUCGGAAGAGAUAGCCAGAACACCUCCUGCCGGGUGUACCAAGUUACCUACUUGCCCUGUUUGUCUUGAGAGAUUGGACGCAGACACUAGUGGAAUACUGAGAACAAUUUGUGAUCAUUCGUUUCAGUGUCCCUGCAUUUCUAAAUGGACUUACUUAUCUUGCCAGGUCUGCCGAUUCUGUCUGCAGCAAGAUGAGAAACCAGCUUGCUUUGUUUGUGAAACAUUGGAGAAUAUUUGGGUUUGUAUGAUUUGCGGUUUUGUAGGAUGUGGAAGAUAUAAAAAACGCCAUGCCAUUGAGCACUACAAGGAUACUCAGCAUUGCUAUUCUCUUGAUAUGCAAACACAACAAAUUUGGGAUUAUGUUGGUGACAAUUAUGUUCACCGACUGAAUCAGUCAAAAAUUGAUAGCAAGUUGGCGGGGAUGAGCUCUCCUUGUAUGUCAUUGGAAGGAAGUUGUGGUACUUGUGGAUGUAGUGAAGAUUCUAGCAUAAGUGGGGCCCUCUUUAGCAGCAAAGUUGAAGCAAUUAUGGACGAAUACAACCAUCUUCUUGCAAAUCAGCUGGAUACCCAAAGACAAUAUUAUGAAUCUCAAAUUGUAGAGGCCAAAAGUAAAGUGGAAAGUUCUAUUUCAGAAGCAGUGGAGAACGCUGUGACUUCCAAGAUGCAGGACAUCCAAAAUAAAUUGGAAAAGUUUAUUGAAGAAAAAAAUGCUGUUGCAGAUAUCAAUCGAGAUCUCAUCAAGAACCAAGAAAUUUGGCGAAAGAAGGCCAAGGAAACUGAAGAGAGGGAAGCUGCUUUACUGAAGUCGAGGGAUGAGAAGAUUCUUGAUCUGGAAGAACAGAUCAGAGAUCUAACCAUCUACAUGGAAGCCCAGAAAACACUUGGUAAUAUGACAGAUUCAGAUGGCAUCAGAGAUGGCACACUUCUACCAUUAUCUUAUAAGCAGUCUUCCCCGGCAAACGGUAGAAGGCACACAAAGGCAGGUCGUAGGCGGUAGAUGGUUAUCAUCUCAUUGCGUGUAAUGUAUAUUGAUAGCAUAACCAAAUAACCAUAUUUUCUUGAGUUGGAUAACGCGUCUUGUUGAGUGAUGUUGUAUAAAGAUAUUAAUUAGAUUUGGCAUAUGAAGCCAUUUAUUAGUCGUCAA
Quercus robur (English oak) is the source of this 1745-nucleotide messenger RNA. Its product is annotated as BRAP2 RING ZnF UBP domain-containing protein 1. Gene Ontology annotation, molecular function: zinc ion binding; ubiquitin protein ligase activity. Bases 153 to 1598 code for a protein of 481 amino acids. The transcript has 11 exons. Gene Ontology annotation, cellular component: cytoplasm. Gene Ontology annotation, biological process: protein ubiquitination; Ras protein signal transduction. The record is from RefSeq and is a predicted model, not a curated record. Lineage: Eukaryota; Viridiplantae; Streptophyta; Magnoliopsida; Fagales; Fagaceae.